Messenger RNA from Bursaphelenchus okinawaensis, 1358 nucleotides. The record is from the annotation of a GenBank genome assembly. NCBI's taxonomy places the organism in Eukaryota, Metazoa, Nematoda, Chromadorea, Rhabditida, Aphelenchoididae.
AUGACACGGUAUUUUGUUUGUGGUUUUCAUGUUACCGUAUGUUUUUCUAUAAUUUAUGUGUUGUUGGGUAGAAAUAAAUAAAAAUUUGAAGGUUGUUACCUAAAAUUUCGAUUAAAAAGUUUUUUUUAGACUUUGAUCAAGUUUGGUGUUGUAUUUUGUCUGAUGUACAUUGGUAUGGGUAUUCUGAUGUUCUUGGACACUGCUGUGAAUAUGCGGCGGCAAUACACUGAAACCGAAGGCGAGCAGAUACCUGGUUUUGAUGUUAUCGUUGCCAAAGUGCCGAUUGGUAAGUAAACUUUGUGUUUGUUCUUUUUAAGGUUUACACUAUACUAAUUUGGCAAUUUAGGAUCUCUGGGACGUCGAGGGUUAAAAGAUGCCGAGUUCUUUGGAGUUAUGUUGAUGUUACACUUGAUCCCGAUGUUGACAAGAUACUUUUACUUCUUUUUGCCUUUACAAAUUUAUUGGGUAAGUUUAUUUUUCGUUUUAUGAGUUUUUAUAGUUUUAAUAUUGUUUUAAAAAGUUUAUUAGUUUAAAAUUUGGCUAUUUUUGUUAUCUAAUAAAAAUUAGUUUAGUCGUUCUCAUGCCUUCAUACUUGUUACAGAACAGUAGUCUUUUAUUAUGAAGCUUUUAAAAUGUUGCAAAAUGAAUGGUAUUCAAUAGAAUCAGAUGAUUAUAUCCGUAUUGCUGAGGAUGAUCCAAAGGACUUCUUCUAUUUGGUCAGAUCUCUUCCAGGUAUGAUAUUGAUAUUAGUCAUUGUUUUUGACUUUUUUUAUUAAGGAUUUUAAACUUUCGUAAAAAUAUAUUGCUGUAUCAACUAACUUUACAGUAAAGUUUAUAAUGUGUGCAUUAUAGUAAUGACACAUACUUUUUAUUUUCAGAAUACUACAUUAUCUUCGACACAAUCGUUGUAGCAUCACGACUGGUCGCAAAUUUUCUGUGUGCUUAUAUAGUUGAACGCGUAAUGGAAUUUUAUCAAUGGGAUGGCGUUCUAAACGAUCUGGUAAAAUGUGUUAGCUUUUUUAUUUAGUUUUAUAUAUAUUUUUAAAGUUUGGUCAAAAAGUAAAGAGAAAGAGUACCAUUCAGAUUGAAGGUUCAUUUUUCAAACUCUACACGAUGAUCAUUUUAUGUUUUAGCAAGACUGGACCUACGAUAACAUACUGCACUUUUACAAUCGAGUGUGUGAAUGGGUGUACAAUAUGAGAAGCCGAAGUCGAAUGGGAGUCAGACAAGAAAGAAAUGUACAUGAUGUCAAUAUGAAAUACUAUGACUCUUGUGUUAAGAAAAACGAUGAUCCUGAAGGGAAUUACGUCAACAAUAACGAAGGAAAUGAGGAGGUUCGGAUUAUUGUGGAUGUGUGA